Ictidomys tridecemlineatus (thirteen-lined ground squirrel) is the source of this 1275-nucleotide messenger RNA. The record is from RefSeq and is a predicted model, not a curated record. NCBI's taxonomy places the organism in Eukaryota, Metazoa, Chordata, Mammalia, Rodentia, Sciuridae.
AAUGUGCAUCUGGAUGGACCGGACAAAACUGUAGUGAAGAAAUAAAUGAAUGUGAUUCUGACCCAUGCAUGAAUGGAGCUCUCUGUCAUGAAUCUACCAUCCCCGGGCAAUUUGUAUGCCUGUGCCCACCCUUUUAUACUGGACAAUUUUGCCAUCAGCACUCUAACCCCUGUGAUCUACUCAAUGAGCCUUGCAAAAACAAUGCAACAUGCCUGACUUCAGCAGAUGGAAGUCAUCAUUGCCUUUGUAGAGAAGGAUUUGAAGGUGAACAGUGUGAAAUUGAUAAGAAUGAGUGUCUCUCUCUUCCCUGCCAGAAUUAUGGUGACUGUGAAGAUGAGAUCAACAAUUUCAGAUGUGUUUGCAGACCCGGGUUUUCUGGAUCUCUAUGUGAAAUACAAAUUAAUGAGUGCUCCUCUAAGCCUUGCAAAAAUAAUGGAACAUGUGUGGAUCUUGAAAACAGAUUUUUAUGUAACUGCGAACCUGGAUACUAUGGAUCUUUGUGUGAAUUGAAUGUAAAUGAAUGUAAAAUCCAACCUUGUCCAGGUGGAGAAAAUUGUGUCAACAGAACUGGUGGACAUACCUGUUUCUGUGCUCCUGGAUAUACAGGCAUUGAUUGUGAAGUAAAUAUAGAUGAAUGCCAAUCAGAGCCCUGUCUCCAUGAAGGAGCUUGUAUUGAUGGCAUCAAUCAUUAUAUCUGUGCCUGCAAGAGUGGGUUUUUUGGAAUGCACUGUGAAAGAAAUGCAAAUGAUUGCCUCUCAAAUCCUUGUCUACAUGGAAGGUGCAUAGAUCUCCUUAAUAAAUAUCAAUGUUCAUGCGAUGCUGAGUGGACUGGCACAAGAUGUGAGGUCAAGAUUAAUGACUGCACAUCAAUUCCUUGUAUGAAUGGAGGCUUCUGUCAGAAGUUGGUACAUGGAUUUAUUUGUAUUUGCCCACAUGGAUACACUGGUACACACUGUGAAAAAAUCAUCGAUAGUUGUCCUGAGCCUGAUCUGAAUUUGGUCCUCUGUCUGAAUGGAGGAAUUUGUGUUGAUGAACCUGGACCCACUUUUAAAUGCAGGUCAGCUUUUAUUAUUUUCAGAAUUAACUAAAUAUGUAUAUGUUUAAGAGUGUACCUUGAAACAUGGGUAUUAAGUUUACAAUAAGUUUUCAUCUUAAAUAUAUAAUCACAAGUUUUGAAAUCAAUGUUUACCAAAAGGCAUUAAUAUAUUUUCCAAAUUCUAUUUAUUCAUGUCAAUGCCAGGUUUCUUAUUUCCCAGUUUAAUCUCAUUUUAAAAA